Molecule: messenger RNA, 4299 nt
Organism: Castor canadensis (American beaver)
Lineage: Eukaryota; Metazoa; Chordata; Mammalia; Rodentia; Castoridae
Gene: Usp7
Product: ubiquitin specific peptidase 7
Biological process (GO): protein deubiquitination; regulation of protein stability
Cellular component (GO): cytosol; nucleus
Molecular function (GO): cysteine-type deubiquitinase activity; protein binding
Source: RefSeq, a predicted model, not a curated record
AAGCUGGAGAUACAGAUGACCCACCAAGAAUUACUCAGAACCCUGUCAUCAACGGGAAUGUGGCCAUGAGUGACGGGCACAGCAAUGCGGAAGAGGACAUGGAGGACGGGGAGUAACGGGGCAGUUGAAAGAAACCAUCAGGCACGGGCUGCACCACCAGAAGGACUGCUGUCAGACCUCCUGCCAAAAGUUCAGCCUCCCUGCGAAACUGCAGCCGCAGUUGAGAGUUCUCUCACAGUGCGGUUUCCCCCUGGCAGCUGGCUGAGGCAAUAUCUGAGGAAGACACCAGUUGGCGCUCCGAGGCAACCUUUCAGUUCACUGUCGAGCGCUUCAGCAGACUGAGUGAGUCGGUCCUUAGCCCUCCGUGUUUUGUGCGAAAUCUGCCGUGGAAGAUUAUGGUGAUGCCACGCUUUUAUCCAGACAGACCACACCAAAAAAGCGUGGGAUUCUUUCUCCAGUGCAAUGCUGAAUCUGACUCCACGUCGUGGUCUUGCCAUGCACAAGCAGUGCUGAAGAUAAUAAAUUACAGAGAUGAUGAAAAGUCCUUCAGCCGUCGAAUUAGUCAUUUGUUCUUCCAUAAAGAAAAUGACUGGGGAUUUUCCAAUUUUAUGGCCUGGAGUGAAGUGACUGACCCUGAGAAAGGAUUUAUAGAUGAUGAUAAAGUUACUUUUGAAGUUUUCGUACAGGCAGAUGCUCCCCAUGGAGUUGCGUGGGACUCAAAGAAACACACGGGCUAUGUUGGCUUGAAGAAUCAGGGAGCAACCUGUUACAUGAAUAGCCUGCUGCAGACUCUGUUCUUCACUAAUCAGCUACGGAAGGCUGUGUACAUGAUGCCAACAGAGGGUGAUGACUCGUCCAAAAGUGUCCCUUUAGCAUUACAAAGAGUGUUCUAUGAAUUACAGCACAGCGAUAAGCCCGUAGGAACAAAAAAGCUGACAAAGUCAUUUGGGUGGGAAACUUUAGAUAGCUUCAUGCAACAUGAUGUCCAGGAGCUAUGUCGAGUGUUGCUUGAUAAUGUGGAAAACAAGAUGAAAGGCACAUGUGUAGAAGGCACCAUCCCAAAAUUGUUCAGAGGCAAAAUGGUGUCCUAUAUCCAGUGCAAAGAAGUAGACUAUCGGUCUGAUAGGAGAGAAGAUUAUUAUGAUAUCCAGCUAAGUAUAAAAGGAAAAAAAAAUAUAUUUGAAUCUUUUGUGGAUUAUGUGGCAGUAGAACAACUGGACGGUGACAACAAAUACGACGCUGGGGAGCAUGGCCUUCAGGAAGCAGAGAAAGGUGUGAAAUUCCUAACGUUGCCACCGGUGCUACAUCUGCAGCUGAUGAGAUUUAUGUACGACCCUCAGACGGACCAAAAUAUCAAGAUCAAUGAUAGGUUUGAGUUUCCAGAACAAUUACCACUUGAUGAGUUUUUGCAAAAGACGGACCCAAAGGAUCCUGCAAAUUAUAUUCUUCAUGCAGUUCUGGUUCACAGUGGAGAUAAUCAUGGUGGACAUUAUGUGGUUUAUUUAAACCCCAAAGGGGAUGGCAAAUGGUGUAAGUUUGACGACGACGUGGUGUCCAGGUGUACUAAAGAAGAAGCAAUUGAGCACAAUUACGGGGGUCAUGAUGACGACCUGUCUGUCCGACACUGCACUAAUGCCUACAUGUUAGUGUAUAUCAGGGAAUCAAAGCUAAGUGAAGUUUUACAAGCUGUCACAGACCAUGAUAUUCCUCAGCAGUUGGUGGAACGAUUGCAAGAAGAGAAAAGGAUCGAGGCUCAGAAGCGGAAGGAGCGGCAGGAAGCCCAUCUCUACAUGCAAGUGCAGAUAGUCGCAGAGGACCAGUUUUGUGGCCACCAAGGAAAUGACAUGUACGAUGAAGAAAAAGUGAAGUACACGGUGUUCAAGGUUCUGAAGAACUCCUCCCUGGCCGAGUUUGUCCAGAGCCUCUCCCAGACCAUGGGAUUUCCACAAGAUCAAAUUCGAUUAUGGCCCAUGCAAGCGAGGAGUAAUGGAACAAAGCGGCCAGCAAUGUUAGAUAAUGAAGCAGACGGCAAUAAAACAAUGAUUGAACUCAGUGACAAUGAAAACCCUUGGACAAUAUUCCUGGAAACAGUUGACCCCGAGCUGGCUGCUAGUGGAGCAACAUUACCCAAGUUUGAUAAAGAUCAUGAUGUGAUGUUAUUUUUGAAGAUGUAUGAUCCUAAAACACGGAGCCUGAAUUACUGUGGGCAUAUCUACACACCCAUAUCCUGUAAAAUACGUGACUUGCUCCCAGUUAUGUGUGACAGAGCAGGAUUUAUCCAGGACACUAGCCUUAUCCUCUAUGAGGAAGUUAAACCGAAUUUAACAGAGAGAAUUCAGGACUACGAUGUGUCUCUUGAUAAAGCCCUUGAUGAGCUGAUGGACGGUGACAUUAUAGUGUUUCAGAAGGAUGACCCUGAAAAUGAUAACAGUGAAUUGCCCACUGCAAAAGAAUAUUUCAGAGACCUCUACCACCGUGUUGAUGUCAUCUUCUGUGAUAAAACAAUCCCCAAUGACCCUGGAUUUGUGGUUACAUUAUCCAACAGGAUGAAUUAUUUUCAGGUUGCAAAGACAGUUGCACAGAGGCUCAACACGGACCCCAUGUUGCUGCAGUUUUUCAAGUCCCAAGGGUAUAGGGAUGGCCCAGGUAAUCCUCUUAGACAUAACUAUGAAGGUACUUUAAGAGAUCUUCUACAGUUCUUCAAGCCUAGACAACCUAAGAAACUUUACUAUCAGCAGCUUAAGAUGAAAAUCACAGACUUUGAGAACAGGCGAAGUUUUAAGUGCAUAUGGUUAAACAGCCAAUUUAGGGAAGAGGAAAUAACACUAUACCCAGAUAAGCAUGGUUGUGUCCGGGACCUAUUAGAAGAAUGUAAAAAAGCUGUGGAGCUUGGUGAAAAAGCAUCAGGGAAACUUAGGCUGCUAGAAAUUGUAAGCUACAAAAUUAUUGGUGUGCAUCAAGAAGAUGAAUUAUUAGAGUGUUUAUCUCCUGCAACAAGUCGAACGUUUCGAAUAGAGGAAAUACCUCUGGACCAGGUGGACAUAGAUAAGGACAAUGAGAUGCUGAUCACAGUGGCACAUUUCCACAAAGAGGUGUUUGGAACGUUUGGAAUUCCGUUUUUGCUGAGGAUACACCAGGGCGAGCAUUUCAGAGAAGUGAUGAAGCGGAUCCAGAGCCUGCUGGACAUCCAGGAAAAGGAGUUUGAAAAGUUUAAGUUUGCAAUUGUAAUGAUGGGCCGACAUCAGUACAUUAAUGAAGACGAGUAUGAAGUGAAUCUGAAAGACUUUGAGCCGCAGCCAGGUAACAUGUCUCAUCCCCGGCCUUGGCUAGGGCUUGACCACUUCAACAAAGCCCCAAAGAGGAGUCGCUACACUUACCUUGAAAAGGCCAUCAAAAUCCACAACUGACUUCCUCACCGGAGCGUUGACGGCGAGGGCAGCGCGUGCUGUGUGCCCCUUUUUAACAGCCGCAGAACUUUGCUACGCGUGCGCUCUAGCCCACGCCUCCAGCAAGACGAUUUGCUGCUGAUGUUAAUUUUAUUUUGUUGAGGCUGUUCAGUUUGGCUUCUCUGUAUCUAUUGACUGCCCUUUUUGAGCAAAAUGAAGGUGUUUUUAUAAAGCUUGGAUGCCAAUGAGAGUUAUUUUAUGGUAACUACAUUGCAAGGCAACUCAGCACCAUGGGGAGAAGAGGUUCCUAGGAUGCGGGUCACAGGCACACGGUCUCUGGGCUGUGUCUGGUUGGCUCAGGUGGUCCGGCUGCCUGCUCGGGUCCCCACCAGCCCCGCAGCUAGCUAGGCUGAUGUGUAGGCUCAUCCAACUUACUCCUUCAGUUAAACCUUCAAUGACCUUUGUGCAUCUGUAAAGGCAAACAGAGAAACUCACAACCUAAUAAAUAGUGCUCUUUCCUUCAUUGUGUGCACUGUUGCCCUUCCUCAGUUCCUCCCUCCAGAGCUGCCGGGUCUCCAGAGCCGCGGCUCACUCCAUCAGCCACUGUCUGCAGCCCAGUUGCAAAGUGGAUGCACUGAACACAGUCCUGACAGACAUUCGGGUCUUUUUAUUAAAUUGAGAACAUUGUUAAAUACAAUUAAGGUUUACUCUGCUGCCUCUUGGCAGACUUGAUUUCCACAGUUCAUCCAAGCAGGUGAAAGAAUAAUAAAUAGGAUUUCAUGACCGUGGGACUCCGGAGCAACAAAGGACAGCCUUAGCAAGAGGGCAUGCUCGCUCGUGGCUAGAAAGCUGUUGACUUUGUAAAAAAGGUAAAAUAAAAAGAAAAAAAAAAUGAAAUUGUAUAUUUAAUGAA